GGCCAAGCCAGAGAACAGGCCUUGUUAUGAGGUCAGAGAGGUGCAGUCACAUCGUUGUCCUACGUGUACGAUGUCCGUGCAGCAUCGGAACACGGGUGUGCUCAGUCGCUCAUGCACAGUGCAAACUUAUCAUGGACACACGGAAUAAAUUCGUGCUUGAUAGUAGAACUCAACAUAUGCAACACUCAUAGAGUGCUGUUUGGGAAGAAGAAGCAUUCCAACAAUCACUGAUAGGGCCGAUGGGCACGGGUUCGCGCAUUUUGCGGUGCCAGGUGUUUCCGACAACGACUUCUUUUGAUCCGGGUGGGCGUGCAUAGCAUAUAUAUAGUUGUUGCAAUCGCUCGGUUGUUCUGAUGCAACUGGGAGCACGGAAAGCUCAUGCAAUCAACACUUGUACUGCCAUUCGAUAACUUGAUGUCUGAAUCUGUAUCAUCUGUGCCUUCUCAACCAAUCCGGCGGCAUGAAAAGGACAAUCAGAUCACCAAGGCACCGUAUCCAUGGAAGAGAUUCAAGUUUUUUGUAUGAAUUACGAGAAUCCUGCCGUUUUCACGAUGAUUCGACACCGCAUUGUCAACUUCACUGCCGAACUGACUGCGUCACGUUCCGGACGAGUUUCGCAGCGUUAUCGCAGUGACUUAGCAGAACUUCGGAAUCUCCACGCCCAAGGAUACUGCGGAUUGCACCAUCGCCUCCAUCAGCGCAGGAAGAUGGUGUUUGUACAACGCUGCCAAAUGCUGAACAAUGUGCAGCAUCGCAUACCCACGUGUUGAUUGGUGAACUCGGCGCCCUUCGGAACAUUUGAGAGUGGACUGAGUGUGAGAAGAAGCAGAACAAAAGAUUUCGCCACCAGUCA
This is a messenger RNA of Dacryopinax primogenitus, 853 nucleotides long. RefSeq lists its product as uncharacterized. NCBI's taxonomy places the organism in Eukaryota, Fungi, Basidiomycota, Dacrymycetes, Dacrymycetales, Dacrymycetaceae. The record is from RefSeq and is a predicted model, not a curated record. The transcript has 3 exons. The coding region runs from base 498 to 770 and encodes 90 amino acids.